AUAAUUACGGAAGUAUUCAUUUGUUUAAUUGAGAAAUUUGAGUAUAUAAGCUGCAAGAUUCGCUAGUAAGUUAUCAAUUGUAAGUCGGCUCUGCCUUGAUCAAGAUAGACCAAUCGACCAUGUCUUUCAAAAAGGGUUUUCUCUUAGUAGCAGUUCUAGCGGCAGUCAUUUGCCUCAUAGCAGCUGCUCCUGCCUCAAACAUCCAGCAAAAGGAAAAAUCGGAGAAAGAUGACCUGAAAGCGGAAGAGUUCUGGGGGUGGGGAGGUGGUUGGGGUGGAUGGGGUGGUUGGGGCGGUUGGGGUGGAUGGGGUGGUCCCUGGGGAGGAUGGGGAGGAUUCUGGGGAUGAUCUGCAAAUCUACAUGAAGACAACAUAAAAAAGAUAGUUUCUUUGGUAUACAGAAUAAGUUCUGAAUUAUAUUCUUAUGAUUUUAUUGUAAUUAAUAUUAUUGUCGAGUAAUAGAAUAAAGAGCUUCAUAUUAUUUUA
This is a messenger RNA of Nilaparvata lugens (brown planthopper), 485 nucleotides long. RefSeq names its product vicilin-like seed storage protein At2g28490. The record is from RefSeq and is a predicted model, not a curated record. Lineage: Eukaryota; Metazoa; Arthropoda; Insecta; Hemiptera; Delphacidae. The transcript has 3 exons. Bases 120 to 347 code for a protein of 75 amino acids.